Messenger RNA from Akanthomyces muscarius, 2490 nucleotides. RefSeq lists its product as uncharacterized. Bases 1 to 2490 code for a protein of 829 amino acids. Gene Ontology annotation, biological process: intracellular protein transport; receptor-mediated endocytosis; Golgi to vacuole transport. The record is from RefSeq and is a predicted model, not a curated record. Gene Ontology annotation, molecular function: clathrin-cargo adaptor activity. NCBI's taxonomy places the organism in Eukaryota, Fungi, Ascomycota, Sordariomycetes, Hypocreales, Cordycipitaceae. Gene Ontology annotation, cellular component: Golgi apparatus; membrane coat; AP-1 adaptor complex. The transcript has 5 exons.
AUGAGCUCCCUAAAACAGUUUAUCCGCAAUGUGCGUGCUGCCAAGACAAUCGCCGACGAACGAGCCGUUAUCCAGAAAGAAAGCGCUGCCAUUCGAGCAAGCUUUCGCGAGGAGAGCGCUGACCAUGGCAUUCGACGAAACAAUGUCGCGAAGCUGCUCUAUCUCUUCACACUCGGCGAGCGGACACACUUUGGCCAGAUCGAAUGCAUCAAGCUGCUGGCAUCACCCCGCUUCGCCGAUAAGCGACUAGGCCAUCUCGCGACCAGCUUACUUCUGGAUGAGAACCAAGAGGUUUUGACUCUAGUUACGAAUUCUCUGAAGAAUGAUCUUGGCCAUUCGAAUCAAUACAUUGUUGGCCUAGCGCUAUGCACUCUCGGAAACAUUGCGUCUAUCGAAAUGUCCAGAGAUCUAUUCCCUGAGAUCGAGAACUUGUUAUCGACCUCGAACCCAUAUAUUCGCCGCAAGGCUGCACUAUGUGCCAUGAGAAUAUGCCGAAAAGUGCCCGAUCUCCAAGAACACUUUUUGGAAAAGGCCACUCAAUUGCUUUCCGACAGAAACCAUGGAGUCCUUCUUUGUGGCUUGACUUUGGUGACUAGCCUUUGCGAGGCUGAUGAAGAAGAAGGCGGCGACGAAGGCAUCGUGGAGAAAUUCCGCUCUUUUGUCCCUGGUCUAGUCAAGAUCCUGAAGAGCCUGUCUACUUCAGGCUAUGCGCCGGAGCAUGAUGUCACAGGUAUCACAGACCCCUUCUUGCAGGUCAAGAUUCUUCGUCUCCUGAGAAUUCUUGCCAUGGGGGACCCUGAAACGAGCGAGCAUAUCAAUGAUAUUUUGGCACAAGUUGCUACUAAUACGGAUUCAUCCAAGAAUGUCGGAAAUUCCAUUCUCUACGAAGCAGUCAGAACCAUUCUCGAUAUUGAAGCCGACUCAGGAUUGCGCGUCCUUGGCGUCAAUAUUCUAGGAAAGUUUUUGACGAACCGCGACAACAAUAUCCGUUACGUUGCUCUCAACACCCUCAUUAGGGUUGUUGCAAUCGAACCAAAUGCUGUUCAGAGACACAGAAAUACGAUUUUGGAAUGCCUGAGAGAUCCAGACAUUAGCAUCCGGCGUAGAGCAUUGGAGCUGAGCUUCACUCUCAUUAACGAGAGCAAUGUUCGCGUCUUGAUCCGUGAGCUCCUCGCUUUCCUAGAGGUCGCUGAUAACGAAUUUAAGCCCACCAUGACGAGUCAAAUUGGUAUUGCGGCCGACAAAUUUGCUCCAAACAAAAGAUGGCAUUUCGAUACUAUGCUACGCGUUCUCUGCCUCGCUGGGAAUUUCGUCAAGGAGCAGAUCCUAUCCUCUUAUGUCCGCCUUAUCGCAACCACCCCUGAACUCCAGACCUACUCUGUACAGAAAUUGUACAUCAAUCUCAAGAAGGACAUUACCCAAGAGAGUCUGACACAAGCUGGUGCUUGGUGCAUUGGAGAGUAUGCCGAUGCACUGCUCAAAGGCGGUCAAUACGAAGAGGAGGAGCUUGUCCAAGAAGUCAGAGAGAGCGAGGUGAUUGAUCUGUUUGCUCUCAUUCUCGGCAGCAGUUACGCCAAUCAAGUCUCUACGGAAUACAUUGUCACAGCGCUCAUGAAGCUUACUACACGCUUUGCAGACGCAUCUCAAGUUGAGAGAGUGAGACGUAUUCUUCAGAAUCACCAAACGAGCUUGGAUGUCGAAGUGCAACAGCGAGCUGUCGAGUACAGCAAUUUAUUUGGAUUUGAUCAGAUUCGUCGCGGCGUUUUAGAAAAAAUGCCACCGCCGCAGAUCAAAGAAGAGUCGCGUGUCCUCGGCCCGGCACCGACAAAGAGAUCUAAGGCUGCUGCUAAUCGCAGAUCCAAGAUUGUCAAACCAUCAGAGCAAGAUCUCCUUGAUAUCAUGGAUACCCCUGCUACAACAAUGCCUCCCCCCACGGGUGGGCAAAGCUCUAACUCCGACCUUCUUGCGGAUAUCCUCGGCGGUGGCUCCAAUUUCGACUCUGCACCAACUCCGCCCGCGCAGUCAAACACCUCGUCCAUCAUGGAUCUAUUUGGCAGCGGGCCCGAGUCUUCGGCCCCAUCUGCGACCCCGUCGUCUUCAGGAUUGGAUAUGCUCUCCCAGCCCAGUAGCUCUAACCCCCAGGGAAGGUCGACAGGCAGCCAGGGCAUUGCCUGUUACAACGCGAAUGACCUCAAUGUCACAUUCCAGGUUCAGCGCAACACAGAAGGCAUGAUUCAAGCGACUGCAAAAUUCCAGAACUCGUCUGGCACAGCAACCAUGUCUAAUGUCGGCCUUCAAGCUGCUGUGCCCAAAUCUCAAAAGCUUCAGCUCCUCAGUAUAUCUUCCACAACCCUGUCACCUCGCGCUGAAGCUACUCAGAUGAUGAGAGUUUCCGGAUGCAAAGGACCCCUUCGUCUUCGUCUUCGAAUCAGCUACACACACCCAACUGCUGGUCAAAUGAUGGAGCAGGUCAAUUGGACAGAAUCCUAG